AUGCGAACAUCACGAGUUUCCCGAGACGCGUCCCGCGUUGUCGCAGCGAGUCGCACGCAACGAGCGUUACGUCAGACACGAAGCGCGACCAAUGCGCCAGCUCCAGUCAAACGCGACCCAGCGGACUCCGCCUCGGAUGGCGAGACGCGACGAAUGCCUAUGAAGAGGAAAAGAGGCCAGGAUAUGCCAAUCCUUGUGAAGAAGGAGGUAGAGGAGACAUCAAUCACUGCAGUCGCAUCCCCGAAGAAAGUCGCCAAGGUCAAGAAAGCGCGUCGUGCGCCUGCGAAGAAGAUCAAGACCAGCGAUGGAACUGUCACGAUGGAGCCACCUGCGAAUUGGGAGGAGAUAUAUACCCUGACGAGAGAGAUGCGGAACGAGAACCUCGCACCAGUGGAUACUAUGGGAUGCGAGAGCCUGGCGAAAGACAUCAGGUCGCCUCGCGAUCGACGGUUUCAAACGCUCAUUGCUUUGAUGCUGAGUAGCCAGACCAAAGACACGGUCUUAGCGCCUGUCAUGCGAGGCAUGCAGGAGAGGAUGCCUGGGGGCUUCAACCUCGAAUCGGUCCUCGCCUUAGAACCUCCCGAACUUAACGCGUUCAUCAACAAAGUCGGCUUCCACAACCUCAAGACCAAGUACAUCAAGCAAACGGCCGAGAUAUUGAGAGACAAAUUCGACGGCGAAAUUCCAGAUACUAUCGAAGGGCUCGUGUCGCUACCGGGUGUCGGACCUAAGAUGGGGUACCUGACGAUGAGCGCAGCUUGGGGCAAAACAGAGGGCAUUGGUGUCGAUGUCCACGUCCACCGCAUCACCAACCUAUGGGGCUGGCACAAGACUCAACAGCCAGAACAGACGCGUGCAGCGCUGGAGUCAUGGCUACCAAAAGACAAGUGGCAUGACAUUAACAACCUGCUCGUGGGCUUUGGGCAAACGAUAUGCCUGCCUGUGGGCAGGAAGUGUGGCGAUUGCAAGUUGGCGGAGAGAGGUCUCUGUCCUUCAGCAGUCGUAGCUAAGAGCACGAAAGUCAAGAAAGAAGCUGUUGUGAAAGUAGAAGCGCCCAAUGGCAGCGAAGAGGCGGCGGUGAAAGAAGAGAAGGUGGUGGCUGAAGUCGAUGAGAUCAAAGCAGAAGAUGUGGAAGUUGCGAUAGACAUAGAGGAUAUUGGGCAGGCGCCACGAAGAAGGCCGCAGAGAAAGAAGUAG
Messenger RNA from Alternaria metachromatica, 1197 nucleotides. RefSeq lists its product as uncharacterized. Gene Ontology annotation, biological process: base-excision repair; nucleotide-excision repair; base-excision repair, AP site formation. Gene Ontology annotation, cellular component: nucleus. The coding region runs from base 1 to 1197 and encodes 398 amino acids. Gene Ontology annotation, molecular function: oxidized pyrimidine nucleobase lesion DNA N-glycosylase activity; DNA-(apurinic or apyrimidinic site) endonuclease activity; DNA binding. The record is from RefSeq and is a predicted model, not a curated record. Lineage: Eukaryota; Fungi; Ascomycota; Dothideomycetes; Pleosporales; Pleosporaceae. The transcript has 3 exons.